Phaedon cochleariae (mustard beetle) is the source of this 1692-nucleotide messenger RNA. The record is from the annotation of a GenBank genome assembly. NCBI's taxonomy places the organism in Eukaryota, Metazoa, Arthropoda, Insecta, Coleoptera, Chrysomelidae.
AUUAUUAUUAAUUGAUGGUUAAGCUAUGCUGCUAUACGACUUCACAAUCUUUACAUUUCCAACAAGAAUAAAUAAUAAAAUAAAUAACCAAACGAAUUUAGUUGGCAGUUCCAUCGUUAUCGGACCGGUCAUGACAAUGAACGUGAAAUAAAUUUCGGAUUUUCGAAUAUGGUGGACAGACGAAGUUGUUUACACCCGAUAUUCCUUUGUCUUUCCCUAUUGUUUAUGGUGUGUUUUUCUGCAGAUGAAGAUAGUUACGCAGGCAGUAAAUGUACAAAUUCGGGGAUCCCAGGCAUAUGCCAGGAGGUGUACGAUUGCCCUAUAGCCAUCGAAUCCUUGAAAAAAUGGCACAAGCACGAACUCAAGAGGUGCGGUUUUAGGGACGUCGUCGAGAUCGUUUGCUGUCCCACAUUGGAGACCAAAUCGCCGACACUGAGCGGACAAGAACGAUUCAACGGAAUUGAGUUCAACGACUACGGCGAUGACAAUGAUGCUGGAGAGGGUAGAGUUGGAAUAAGAAAAUCUCUUCAAGCUUGCAACUUCCUGGGCAAUCAAUCUACGCGAGUGGGAAUCAUUUUCCAUAUCAUCGACGGAGAAGAUGCAGUGGAAAAGGAAUUUCCGCACAUGGCAGCCCUGGGCUACGACACGGACGAUGGGCUGAGCUGGGACUGCGGGGCUUCCGUCAUCUCGAACCGCUUCCUGCUCACCGCAGCACAUUGCUUCGCUAGGAGCCACGAACUCAAGAGGUGCGGUUUCAGGGACGUCGUCGAGAUCGUUUGCUGUCCCACUUUGGAGACCAAAUCGCCGACACUGAGCGGACAAGAACGAUUUAACGGAAUUGAGUUCAACGACUACGGCGAUGACAAUGAUGCUGGAGAGGGUAGAGUUGGAAUAAGAAAAUCUCUUCAAGCUUGCAACUUCCUGGGCAAUCAAUCUACGCGAGUGGGAAUCAUUUUCCAUAUCAUCGACGGAGAAGAUGCAGUGGAAAAGGAAUUUCCGCACAUGGCAGCCCUGGGCUACGACACGGACGAUGGGUUGAGCUGGGACUGCGGGGCUUCCGUCAUCUCGAACCGCUUCCUGCUCACCGCAGCCCAUUGCUUCGCUAGGAGCGUGCGUCCGGCCAGGGCUAGGGUCGGGGUCACGUGGUUGAACGCGACCAACCCCCAGGACGUGGACAUCCUGAACAUAACCACGCACCCAAGCUACGACCCCACGUCCAAACACGACGAUAUAGCGCUGGUGGAGCUAAGAGACAAUUUGACGUUCAGUGACAGCGUGUACCCGGCCUGCCUUUAUCAGGGGAAUGACGACCCUCUGGGACUGAUCGUGACCGGAUGGGGAAAAACCUCCAUUGGUAACGAGGACGACAGGAGUCUUCUCCUUCAGAAGGCGAAACUUUCUGGAGUUCCAAUCGACCAGUGCAAUACAACGUAUGUGACGAGGUCAUUGGGAAGCAGGACAAUUUUGUCAACGCAGCUAUGCGCAGCUGGAAAGAGAAGUGACGCUUGUUGGGGCGAUUCAGGAGGUCCUAUACAAAUCCGGGAGAAAACCGGAACCUACUCAAUUGUUGGGAUAAUCUCGUAUGGAGCAGGAUGUGGCGGGAGGGUACCUGGUGUCUACACGAGAGUAUCAAAAUAUCUAGAUUGGAUCGAAAAUAUAGUUUUUAGGUGAAAUAAAAUACGUGAAAAAGCA